This is a messenger RNA of Manis javanica (Malayan pangolin), 7490 nucleotides long. RefSeq names its product protein phosphatase 1 regulatory subunit 3G (gene PPP1R3G). Gene Ontology annotation, biological process: regulation of glycogen biosynthetic process. NCBI's taxonomy places the organism in Eukaryota, Metazoa, Chordata, Mammalia, Pholidota, Manidae. Gene Ontology annotation, cellular component: protein phosphatase type 1 complex. Gene Ontology annotation, molecular function: glycogen binding; protein phosphatase 1 binding. The record is from RefSeq and is a predicted model, not a curated record.
AGGCUUACCCCGAGGCGGCCUGCCCCGAGCGGGUCCCAGGCCUACACCCCCCUCCCACUCCGCCCUGGGCAGCCGCGCUAAAGCCCGGAGGCUCCCCGGUGGAGCUGCGUUCUCCUCUUGAGCUCUUAAAACAGCCGAAGGUGUUGAGUCCCCACAGGCGUCUUGGGCUAGGGGUUCGCCAUCCGGACAAGCCCCCAGACCAGACGGCGGCAUGGAGUCCCAGGGGGCUCAGGGGCCUCUGCCCUGCGGAGACCCCCCGCCAGCCGAGGAGCUGCUCGUCUCAGGGGGCCAAUGCACAGAGGGUGGCAGGGACGGCGGCCGCCUGUCGGGGACACCGAGCCUCGACGCUGAGCUCCAGGCCCCAGAAGAAGAGGCUGUUCCCCGGGAGAAGGAGGAGCUGCUAGAAUGCCGCCACCACCUCCCGCGUGCCUUUUCCCUGCCCACAGACCCGAUCUUGAGGGCGGCCAAGUUUCUGCAGCAGCGACAGCAGCUUGCCCUGGGGCUGGGCGCAGAGGGCGGCCGGAACGCCGAGGGCGCGCCACCCAGUCCCGGCGGCUGCUGCGCCAAGUGCAAGAAAAGGGUGCAGUUCGCGGACUCGCUGGGGCUGAGCCUGGCCAGCGUGAAGCACUUCAGCGAGGCCGAUGAGCCGCAGGUGCCGCCCGCAGUGCUCUCCCGCUUCCGCAGUUUCCCCAUGUGCGCCCAGGACCUGCAGCAGCUCCCCGACCUGUUGGCCGCGGCGGCGGCGGCCGCGCCCCCUUCCGCGCCUCCUCCGCGACUUCGGCCCCAGUUCGAGCUUCCCGGGCCGAGCGCCGCGGCCGAGCGCCUGCGGCGGCAGCGCGUGUGUUUGGAGCGCGUGCAGUGCUCGGCGCCCUGGGGCGCGGAGGUGACCGGCUCCGGCCGGGUGCUGGGCUGCCCCGGGCCCAGGGCCGUGGCGGUGCGCUACACCUUCACCGAGUGGCGCUCCUUCCUGGACGUGCCGGCCGAGCUGCAGCCGGAGCCAGUGGAGCCAAAGCCGCCAGGGGCACCGUCGGGGGAGUCCGGACCCGGGGAUGCCAAGGAGGAGCCCGGCACCCAGCGCUUCCACUUCUCGCUGUGCCUGCCCCCCGGCCUGCAUCCCACCGAGGGGGAGGACGCGGAAGCACCGGGAGUCGCGGUCCAUUUCGCCAUCUGCUACCGCUGCGCCCAAGGCGAGUACUGGGACAACAACGCCGGGGCCAACUACACGCUGCGCUACGCGCUUCCUGCGGACGCGCUGUGAGUCCGAGUCUUGGCUGGAGGUCAGCGCGCCCCAGAGCACUUCGAGGGAUCCUGGAAAGGGGGCCGCGUCUGGGUGACCUGGCCGGACGCUUUGCUCAGAGUUCACAAGGUGUGAGGGCAGCGGAGGAGGAAAGGAGGGAGCCACUCAACGGUAAACAGCACCCGGGAAGAUCCUGCGAGCAAGAAAGGGGAGCUCAGGCAAAGAACCCAACCACCCGGCCCGCCCGUUGUCUCAGCGCUUAGGUUUUCCUAGAUGGCCUCUAGAAUUUUCACCCGUCGUCAGAAAGGAAGGAAACCCUCCAGACUCUGAGCAGUAGCUGUCCCCAAGAAAGGUCUUCCGACUCUUGAGCACAGCUGUAAGGCCGUGGGAUUUGUUUUUAACUAUAGACGUCGUGUUUUAGCUUUUGCCGCUUCUCUUGGUGGAGAUCCUCAGGUCUGAACGAAGGGAGGAGCUUUCCUGCCCCAAACAAGGGUCCGCGCUGGCUUGGGGCCCCACACAGUAGCCUUGGCACUGCAGCCUUUUUCUUAGGGAAAACCGGGUGGGGCCUUGGCAGGGCUGUUCUUUUCUCUUAACUGGGAUCUGGGAGAUGUUUGCCCACACUUGACAUUAAUUACUUGUGCUUUUGUGCAUAAAUGUUCUGUAGAAGAGUAAAUCCUUUUGUAUACUUGUGCCCCUUUCUACGAUGUGCAUUGUAUUUCAGCUCUUGGGGGUUCGGGAGGUUUGGCAGUCAGGCAGUCUUCCUCAGCUGAUGUUAAUAGCACUUGAACAAUAGUUAAACAACAGUAUUUCCAAAUUUCCUUUCUUCUUCGAUUUCACUUCUCUGAUGUGGAAAGGCCCAGAUUUCCAACACUGGACAGAAAUGUUUCUUAACAAUGUUUUGUGGAAGGAGUACUAUUCCCAGCCACAGUAAGAUGCUUGGUGAAUUGAAAUGCCCGUGGGCCUUGACUGUGAGCCGCAAGAGCAGAUCACUGGUCCCCAGCCCCCUCUGUGUAGGCAGAGCACAGAACUCAUCUGCUAGACUUCUCUGGGGCACUGGCAGUCAGAGAAGCUGGACGUUUUGUGGCUGGACUCCAAGUGUGGGAGAUGGGUACUAGAAAGGUAGUUUUCUGUCCCACUUGGAGCAGUGGCCACUUGAUCACUGAUAAAGCAUGCCCAGCAAGGACAUGCCACUCAGAGCCUGCUGGGGAGUCUGCAUCUGGCAGGGUCUCUCGUCUGCUGUCCUCACUCAUUGCCAAUGGCUGUGGAUGCUGAGAUACGAUAGCUGGCCACACGUGAGCAGGGUGCGUGAGCAUUGAGGGUGAAGACUCGUUAUCUUCACCCCUUGGCCAUCCCUUGGUAAUGUGUCUUUCUUUAGUUUUUGUAUUAUGCAGUACAUGGCUCGUACAGUCAUUUUGUGAUGGUAAUCUUCAAGGUGGGGCCAUCUCACAGUUGCUCUGCAGGGACCAUAGUAGGCAUACCAGACACAGCUCAUGGGCCUAAUUCAGCAUAAGCCUGUUCUUGUAGGGUCUGAGAGCUAAGGAUGGUUUUUACAUUUUUAAACAGUUGAAAAAUUCAAAAGAAAAGUGCUGUUUUGUGACACAUGAGAAUUGUAUGAAAUUCAAAUUUUAGUGUCCAUAAAUAAAGCUUUAUUGGAACACAGCCAUGCACAUUUAUUUACAUAGUAUCUAUGGCUGCUUUCCUGCUAUGAGAACAGAGUUGAGUAGAUGCAACAGAAACCAUAUGGCAAAAUCUAAAAUAUUUACUUUCUGGACUUUUAUAGAAAGUUUGCCAACCCCUGCUCUAGAGUAGUAUUUUUUUAAACACUAUAUGCUGAGAGUUAAACUUAAAAAAGCAGUUACACUUAACCAGUAAAAUUGGCCACUUGAAAUAAACCUCCUUUGGAUAAAAGUAAAACUGUUUACAUGACUCUCAGUAAUCUUGAUUAGAAUAAACACUUAAGACACCAGAUCUACAGUUAUUACUGCACUGGGGAGGGUUAUCUACUUGUUACAUUUUUUUCAUCUAAGAGAUAAUGACAAAUCAGUGCAAAUGAAAUACAGCUCCCAUCUGAAUUAACAUCAAGAUACAAAAACUGCCAGAUAGUUCCAUGCCUCCAAAUGGGAUGUCUUAAUAGGUAAAUGGAUUCUUAAGAAUGUAUAACAGAUUUUCUAUUUUUAUAAAAACUAUUAUUGAUUUUCAAAGUAUAUUUUGGAAUUCAGACAAUUUUUAAAGUACUUAUUUUAUAAUAUAAUGAAUGUUAAACAUGGCUAUUAGGGAAGGAAGUCUAGCUUUGUUCUCCUAUAAAUCUUGGAGAAUAUCUCCAAGGUUCAGAAUUUUGUUAAAUAUUUGGAAAAGCCCAGUCUUUCACAAUACUAGAAUUGCCAAUCUUCUAAGCAUUAAUUUCAUUUUAUAAAGUGCCAACUUUUCACUGUAUGCUGAUGGCAAACAUUUUUCAAAGAAAUGUAAGGAAGUUAAAAUAGGUUUUGCUUUUGAAAAGUUAAUUUCAAGGGAGGGGGCAAUCCUGACCAGAGAGUGAGAAAGUAUUGAAGAACUGAAGAAUGUUACGUGUUUACACACUCAUCCUCAAAGCAAAAUUCCAACAGUUCCACUGUUGUUUUUUUGCAGUAAUAUUUAUGUCAACUUGAGUAAGUGGGGGUCAUUCUGGUUGAAAUGCUGAAAUGCUUGGUCCAGCACCAGUGAUCACAACUCAGUUCUGCACAGCUCAUUUAGUGCUGCCAACCUUCACCAGAGAUACUGCAGCUUCUUCCUCAUGGGCAGGUGGGUCCAUGGAUCCCCAGGUCAGGGAAUGUAGGCUGCAAUGUGUAUCCCUAUCUAGAGCUUCAGAAGCAGUAGUUGGAAAUGUGGCUCUCUGUUUGGCACUGUUUCCUGAAAUAAACCUGGGGUUUACCUAGCAGAAGGUGACCAGGGAGUUUCAAGACCUAACUCAGGAUUCUGCUCCAAGGUAUGGGUACUAGACUGUGAGCCCACCCAGCUCUGGGGACACUGAGGCAUCACUGUCCACGGGCUGCAGGGCCACAGCUCCUGCAGCCCUGGGAGUGAGGCAGUUGUCAUCCAUGAACCUUGGCCAGAGGGGCAGGGGAAACUUCUCCUGUCAGAUGCUUAAUGGUGUUCCAUCCAUCCUAUCCAAUCCUCCCUCACCUGCUGUGCCCAUCCUCCACCUUGACCGCAGUGACACUGUGGUCCUUGAGCCUGUUCCCCAAUGUCAGUUCACAGCAAAGUAGAACCUUCUAACUUCAGUUUUGGAGUUUUAGUGCUGGUCUCUUUGUACAUUAGUUGCCCAUAUUUCUUUUUUCUAGCAUAGCAGUUUUUGCAUAUAUUAGUAUGCUAAGUUUUUUCAUUCCCUGACUCAGUCUUGUGGCUUGUAUGAGCUUGUGACUUGGAGCUGUUGGGGUAUUGUGAUCUGUGUGGUGUGUGCCAUGAGGCGUUCAAGGAACAGCUUUCAUUGUGCUUUCUUGUGGCAUAGAACUGAAUCAAAUGUGUAUUUUUGGUGUGUGCAAUGGGACACAGCUUUGUAGGUUAAACGAGGGCUCUGUAGUGCUAAUUUAACAAGUGGUCCUGACAAACAGUGAGCUGUUUGCAGUUCAGCUUUUGCCCAGACAAUCCCCAGUUGCCAGGGCCUGGAUGGUCUUCCAGGGAUCUGGGCUGUACUCUUUGCUGUCACAGGGCCAAGGGGCUGGGAACAGGGUGGGAGUCUGACAACCUGGGCUCAGCCCAGUGACCCCACCUUUCCUCCUACAGAGCAGUACUGGCCAUCAUGCAGAUAAGCCUGCUGGGAGAGGCUGUACCGGGUUCUCCUCUACACUUCGUAAUAGACACAUUCCAUUAGGUGACCUGCUGUGCUUUCAUGUUCCUUUCUGGACUCUGUUAGCUGACUGGGGAGACUCUGAAUGUAGCCCUUAAUCCUUCAGUGGCUGGUGUUCGAGUGCUACAUACCAUAGCCUUAGGCUCAUAUGAUUUAAAACUCCUAUGAAUUGUCUUGGUCGAUUUUGUAUUUGUAUUUUGUGGACCUUGGUUGUGUGUGGGCAGACCACUUUUGGCAAGGAGAGAACAGAGUCAUGUUCAGCUGAAUGUAGGUUUUUAGAUUGUAGAGAUCAAGGGCUUACUUUUGAGAUGUGCUAGUGAGAUUUGCCUAGGGAAUCUGCUAGAAUAGUAGAGGUCCAUUUAAGUCAUGAGUUCAGAGCCAAUUCAACAAGGAUAUCUACGUGUGUACAUGGUAAAGCAAAGAUAUUUUGGAGUAAUUUAGACCCGUAUAAUUUCCCCAUGAUUGUAUUUACUCAUCCCAUUCAUAUUGUUGACAUUGCCCAGGUGCUUUGAAACUUGGUACCUGAAAUCAUUUCCCAAGGAGAGUCAGUAGCAUCCUAAUGUAUCCUGAAAUGAGAAAUUCCAUCUGAAGACCUGAACUGAAUAAAGACUGAAAGCAAGUGGAUUUCGUGAACAAAGCUUGAAACAUUUUAUCUCCAAGUUGAAAAAUUCAUGAGCACAUCCUGCUUUGCAAAUAGCUACACCUGUGUUCUACUGAGGACCAUCCACACUUAAACAGUCUGUAAAGGGGCCACCUGGCGGUGCUCUUUAGAGGCUCUGUGGUCCCAGACCUUCUCUUGGUGCUUCUGGGUGAAGCACCCUUGUCAUCAGGACGCUGUUCUGAUACAGCUGAUGUGGCAUGUUUUUGUACCCGAAGUAGGUGAAAAAGGUUACUACUUCUCAGAGGGGUUUUUCCCUAAUCUUUACAUUAUUUGGUAAGAAAUGAGUUUAUACUUAGAACCACUUUAAAUAGUCCAGACCAUUCCCUCUGUAUGUUCCUUUCAGUCUGGCUUAGGAGCAGUUUCGUUUUUAUGCAUAAACUUCAGGCACGUUGUUAUUACAUUUUUCAGCCCCAAAGCCCCAAAACCUGUGCGUCACCCAUGUUGCAAUUAUGUGCAGCUCAGCACGAGAUCACUGAGCUCUAUUUGUUGUGUUAGGGUUGUACAUUUAUAAAUCUAACUUAUAUUUACAGGCCCCUGGGAUAUCCAUGAAUUGAUAUUAAAUGGGUUUAAUAACAAUUUUAACUUCAAAAUGGGUUGUAAAGGCAUUGAGUUCUGAGGUUAGGGGUCUGCCCUGCCCGGGACAACCCACCAUUAUCUAGAGCCGGUGAAGGUGAAGGGGACAGACCACCCACUGUGGGCCUGCUGUGGGCUUGGGUUUGUCCUCCCACAGCACUGUAGUAUCUGGCCUGGGCAGAAGGGUGCUGACAGCCUCAGGUUGUAGGCACAGCUUUUUGACUCUGCCACAUCCAGUUGGGUCAAAAGGUCUUACAAAUGGAGUCUUCACCCUCCAGAUGAAUUAGUCACAGCCAAGGGCUUCGAAAAUGGCUCAGUAAACUUCCCUGUUGGCACCUGUGUAAGAAGCAUUGGCCGCUGCGUGUGGUAAGUCACCUGACAGCAGAACUUGGAUUUGAGGCCAGGAGACAGAACUCACCACGGAACGGCUCCCUCCGUGAGCCACACAGACCUAUGCGUGUGUUAGCCCAGUGCCCGGUGAUGUUAAGGUCGAUGCCGCUGUGAGGUCACUGGGAUGCCCAGGUCAUUCCGGUGCCUGAAAAUGCAGCAUAGUCAGCAGGACAUGUGCCUGAACCCCCCGAGCUUUCUGGGGAUGCUGCCUGUACAGGACUCUGACUCGCUGAAGGCAGUUGAUGAGGCCCCCAGCCCUGUCUGGGGGAUGGGGAGGUACUGAGCUGGAGCAAAGAUGACCUGGCCUCCUGUUGGCACAGUGGCUGCCUCUGUGGCUAAAAGCAUAUGGGGCCGAGAGCUCCUUUAUCAGCGCGACAGCAGCUGCAAGAGCAGACCGCUAUUUCAGACAGUGUGUGUUUCUGGGAUUACAUGGGAUUUUUUACAGUUCCUUCUAAUGAUGUGAGGAAAAAUAACCUCAUUAACCUCUGUUUUAAGAUUUGCUUGAGAAAUGUACCCCGUGGAGUGUUUGAGAUGAGUGACAUGUUUCUGUGAAUGGGAUUUCUGAUAGUGUUCAUUUAAACUGAGAACUACUAUAGUCAAAACCAGCGCUGGUGUGUCUUGAUUUUUAAAAGGAGAGUUAUAGAUAUAUCUUUGUGGUUUGAAAAUGUGUUUUCAGUUCUGAGGAUUUUAAAAAUAACUUUGCUGCUCUGCUGUAUGGUUAUUUUUCUGUGUGUGUUACAUCUAAAAAAAUGCUGAACCCAAAGUCCUGUUCUGAAUAAAGAAUGUAAAGCAGUUUGACACUUUAA